AGAGCGGACGCGUUCUCGUUAUGCGCAGAACCUCCCGGGAAUUGUAGUCCAGUUGCGCUUGGGGAGUUGCCUUCUUGCUAGACGAAAGAACUACACUUCCCAGUGUGCAUCGGAGCAGCUUCGUUAGAAAACUCACGCCUUUGCUGCAAUUGUGAGUCUUACCCACGUACCUGCAUCCCUAGUCUGAGAUUGAGAAAAGUUCUCCUGUGGGAACCCGGCGGAAAGAUGCCGGUUGGAACGCGGGAUCUGGCUUCUUCGGGAAAAAGGACGGACCUUUACCGCUGGAAACGGUUCAACAAGAAGCCGAGUUCCAAGCAUGUUUUGGACUCUGAGAAUUUGGAUUACUGGACAAAGAGGGUCGAGAAAGCCUCAGAAUUUGCAGUCUCUGAAGUAUUUUCUCCAAGAAAUUCAGAUGUUCCCAGACGACCAUGGAACAGAAUCAUAGAUUUAGAAACAACAGAGCAACUGGUGGAACAUGAUGAAGCUUAUGAAGAAGCUCAAGAACUGCUUAAUGACUGGAUGAACUCAAAACUUAAAAUAGAAUUAGCAAGUGAUAAAGAAGAUGAUGGAGAUGCUGUGCCCAGUGUUACUUCUUCACCAGAAGACAAUGGUGUUGCUGAUCCUGUGAAGUAUGAAAAAUUUGAUGAUUUGUACAGUCAUUUGGAAGAGGAAGAAGAAGGUUCCAUGGUUAAACAGUUUAUGGACCACCUUCUCCAUAAAGAUGUAGUGGAUUCUGGGACAUUGGAAGAUCUUGGAAUGAAAGAAAACCAAGAAAAGAAAAAGCAGAAGGAUCCCCGUCUUACCAUGGAGAUGAGACAUAAGCAGGUAAAGGAAAAUCGCUUAAGAAGACAGAAGGAAUUAGAGCGUCAGAGGGCAGAGAAGGCCCUAAAAAAAUCAGCCUUCUUGGAAGCUCAGUUUCUAGUACAAGAAGAAAAAAAAAGGAAGGCUCUGAAGGUCAAGAAAGAGGAAGAGGAAAUUCAAAAGGAGAUGGUCAAGUUGCGGAAACAAAUGGUGGAGAGAAGACGCACUGUGCAAGAAGCAUGGAAAAUUGAGAGGAAGAAGCAAGAAGAGAAAUCUCAGAAACUUCUAGAAAAAGUCUCCUUCCAAAGCUCUCAAGUGCUGAAUGAAGAAAAAAUAGCAAAAGAAAAAAAGAGAAAACAGCAGGAGCAAUUAGCCACGAUUAACAUGGAAAACCAACGGUGUCUACAAAAGUAUUUCUCUGCCUGGAAUAAGGAGGUUUUUGAACGCAAAUUUAAGAUGAGCAAAGCUGAGACCCUUGCAAAUUGGAAAUGUCAGAUGAAGUUCCUGCAAGCCUGGAGGGACUACACAAGAGGUCAGAAAUUAGCACGGGAGACUCGAGACAUGGAGGCUUUUUUGAGGGAUCAAUUCAGAAAACAACAACUGGCAACUGAUUUCCACCAGAAAAGAAUUCUAAGACAACACUUUACACACUGGCAACUCAUAUAUAGAAAAGAAACUGGAAAGAGAGAACUAGAAUUGAAAAAGGAAGAAACUCGGAAGAAAAUGGAUGAGUUACUGAAGGCAGCAUAUCUGGGGAAACUUAGUUCAAAUGGAUCCUGUGACACAAGAAAUGGGGAGAAAAGGAAGUCCCAAAAUUCAUCUAUAAAAAAAGAAGAGGUACCAGAAGUGGCCUUUUCCCAGGAGAAGCCUUCUGGCGGCGAUGGAUACAUAACCAGUCCUCCUUUAUGCAAAAAGUCCAAGUCUGGCUACCAAGUCCCCAUACAGCCACCUCCUCAGAACUCCCCAGAGCUUCCUCAGUCCAAGAACCCAAGUUGUGAGUCUUUGCAUCAGUUUUGCAGCAAUCAGCCAUUCAGAACUCCCAACCAGAAACCCUUGUCCCCUUACAUGAGCCAUUUCCACAACCGCCACAUUUUCCAGCAACAAGUGAUUGAAGAGCAAAAGAAGAAACUCCAGGAACAACAGAAAAUGAUCCUUGAGCUUCAGGAAAACCAGAGGCUGAGGGAGGCAAGAGAAGAGGCCGAGCGGGCUACGGCAGUGACUGCAGCACUCAACCGGCUGAUGUCAAACACCAGGGAGGAGAAGUUAAAGAAGGGACGCCAGAUCAUUUCAAACUCAUCUGGUCCAUCCUCUGGGAUUGAUAGCCCAAAGCCUGAUUCUCAGAGCUCUCCUUAUGCAUCCAGAAAGAAGUCAAAGCAGUUGGUAACGCCUCACCCCAUUCUAAAAGCCAUGGAGGAGAGAGCUGCUCAGCGGAGUGAACGUAAAAAACUCUUGGCAGAGAUUAAGAAGAAACAAGAGGAAGAUAAAUUGGCUCAGUUGAAGGCUCAAGAGGAGGCACGACAGAGAAAAGAAGCAGAAGAAAAAGAGAUCCAACUUGAAAAGAGGCGAGAAGAGAAGAGACUGAAGAAAAUGAAAGAGCUAGAGAAAUUGAGGAGAGCAGAGAGGAACCAGCAGCUCCAGGCGAAGGCCAAGGACCAUUAUGAGCAAACCCUGCUGCUGAGGAAAGGCCUGGAGCCCUGGAAGAGACUCCUGAGUCAAAGCAAGCACAACAUGGAGAUGGCAGAAAGUCAUUAUUGCUCCACGAUUCAGAGGAAAUACCUUCGGACCUGGUUACAUCAUAGCCAAGAAAUCCUGGCUAAGAAGAGGGCGCAGGCAGAUAAACUUAACUCCCAGAUAUUGCUUAGGAGAGCCUUUAGGAACUGGUUAGAGUACAAGAGGUCUCUAACAAUGGCUGAAGAAAAAGGAAGAAAAUUCAGGGCCGCCUUUCUUCAGAAACACGUGUUCACAUCGUGGCUUAAUCUGGUCCGUGAGGAUAAGAUCGCCGCUCAGAAGCAGCUCCAGGUGGCCACCAAGCACAGUAACAGGAGAAUCCUUUCAGCCACGUUUCAGUCCUGGAAACGACUUCCAAAACUUAUGAAAGAGGAAAAACUAAGAGAAGAACGGUGGGAAGAACUCCGCAAGAAAGUGUCUGAAAUCCUUCCAGACUUCGGGAGCACGAGCUCCGUGUGAAGAUAAACCGAAGCAGGCUGCGUGAAGGACGAGCAACUUCCCAGUGCUAGGGUAGAGGGCCUUUGGGAGAGGUGCCAGCGGCCCCCAGGCCCAUUUAGACAUUGCUUAAUUUGUUUGCCAGAAAUGAUUUGGGACAAAGGAUGACGUGGAGACAUUUUGGGGUCUUCCACUUCCCUCCUUGAUUCACUCACUGGAGAGCUUGCCAGAACCUGACCCCAAGGACCCACUCCAGGGUCUCAGACCCAGGCUCCAACAUCUCAGAAAGUCCAGGUCGUAGAACCCACUUCCCUGGAUCGCUCGGAGCCCCUCGGCACGCACACCGCUUGAUUCGACGCCAUCUGCCUGAGCGCACGGGAGAAAUGUAGCUUCGCUGCUCUGACAGCGCCCGUUGUCAUACGAGCCUCCCUAUAAAUAAAUAAAAGUAUUUCUGGAACAGUAGAA
Monodelphis domestica (gray short-tailed opossum) is the source of this 3429-nucleotide messenger RNA. RefSeq names its product coiled-coil domain containing 191 (gene CCDC191). Lineage: Eukaryota; Metazoa; Chordata; Mammalia; Didelphimorphia; Didelphidae. The record is from RefSeq and is a predicted model, not a curated record.